AUGUGCCUUGUCGAGCUGCAGCCUCACCCAUCUCUGUCCUCACAGAUCCACUUGAAGCAGCAGGACUGCACUGGCAGCCUCAGUCGGGGUCUGAAGGUGGCCAAGAUGAGCCUGAUGGACCUGGCAGGCUCAGAGCGAGCGUCGGUUGCCAACAGCAGGGGAGAGCGGCUGCGGGAGGGGGCCAACAUCAACCGCUCGCUGCUGGCCCUCAUCAACGUCAUCAACGCCUUGGCUGAUGCAAAGGGCAAGAAAAGCCACAUCCCGUACCGGGACAGCAAGCUGACGCGCCUGCUGAAGGACUGCCUGGGUGGCAACUGCCGCAGCGUCAUGGUGGCGGCGGUGAGCCCCUCUGUGCUGGCCUAUGAGGACACCUACAACACGCUCAAGUAUGCCAGCAGAGCCAAGGAGAUCAAGCUGUCGCUGAAGAGCAGCACGUGCAGCUCUGACUCCCACCUCUGUGGAUAUGUGGAAAUGUGUGAGCAGCUGAAAGGGAAGGGGAGAUGCUGGUGGGGAGGACAGGGCUCUGUCUUUAGCUGUGGUCUGUUUGGGAUGCAAACCUCUGAGCUCCAGGGGUCAUAA
Molecule: messenger RNA, 579 nt
Organism: Pezoporus occidentalis (night parrot)
Lineage: Eukaryota; Metazoa; Chordata; Aves; Psittaciformes; Psittacidae
Product: kinesin-like protein KIF18B
Exons: 3
Coding region: 1-579 (192 amino acids)
Biological process (GO): spindle elongation; mitotic spindle organization; microtubule-based movement
Cellular component (GO): microtubule associated complex
Molecular function (GO): microtubule motor activity; ATP binding; microtubule binding
Source: RefSeq, a predicted model, not a curated record